CGUCGCCAUCAGCGCGCACGCUUUCUGUUCAUUAAUAACAAUAUCAAUAUUAUCGUAGAACGUCAAAAUGGCACGUACGAAGCAAACCGCCCGCAAGUCCACCGGUGGUAAAGCGCCACGCAAACAGCUGGCCACCAAGGCUGCGCGUAAGAGCGCCCCGGCGACCGGCGGUGUCAAGAAGCCCCAUCGUUAUAGGCCCGGCACCGUGGCCCUCCGUGAGAUCCGUCGCUACCAGAAGAGCACAGAGCUCCUGAUCCGCAAGCUUCCGUUCCAACGUCUAGUGCGCGAGAUCGCCCAGGACUUCAAGACCGACCUCCGCUUCCAGAGCUCCGCCGUUAUGGCCCUCCAGGAGGCCAGCGAGGCUUAUCUCGUGGGACUCUUCGAAGAUACGAACCUUUGCGCCAUCCACGCUAAGCGUAUGACCGGUCGCGGUAAAGGUGGAAAGGGAUUGGGAAAAGGUGGUGCCAAGCGGCACAGGAAAGUGCUGCGUGAUAACAUCCAGGGUAUCACGAAGCCCGCCAUCCGUCGUCUAGCACGCAGAGGCGGUGUGAAGCGUAUAUCCGGAUUGAUAUACGAAGAGACCCGCGGUGUACUGAAGGUGUUCCUCGAGAACGUCAUCCGCGACGCCGUCACCUACACUGAGCACGCGAAGAGGAAGACCGUAACCGCUAUGGACGUCGUGUACGCCCUGAAGCGUCAGGGUCGCACCCUGUACGGUUUCGGCGGUUAGAACUAUCGGCAAUGCUGUUUACUUUCACUGCAUCGUCCAGUCAAUAGAUCUCACCGUUAGAUCUAACGAAAAAAGGCCCUUUUCAGGGCCGCAUAUAAUUCCUUAAUACCUACUCUAAAAUACACAUACGCUACAUUACACAACGAA
Molecule: messenger RNA, 877 nt
Organism: Pararge aegeria (speckled wood butterfly)
Lineage: Eukaryota; Metazoa; Arthropoda; Insecta; Lepidoptera; Nymphalidae
Product: histone H3-like
Exons: 2
Coding region: 68-730 (220 amino acids)
Cellular component (GO): nucleosome
Molecular function (GO): structural constituent of chromatin; DNA binding; protein heterodimerization activity
Source: RefSeq, a predicted model, not a curated record